Molecule: messenger RNA, 3233 nt
Organism: Pieris brassicae (large cabbage white)
Lineage: Eukaryota; Metazoa; Arthropoda; Insecta; Lepidoptera; Pieridae
Gene: Oseg4
Product: WD repeat-containing protein 35
Exons: 22
Coding region: 92-3208 (1038 amino acids)
Biological process (GO): non-motile cilium assembly; protein localization to cilium; intraciliary retrograde transport
Cellular component (GO): non-motile cilium; intraciliary transport particle A
Molecular function (GO): protein binding
Source: RefSeq, a predicted model, not a curated record
ACCAGUGUUUUAAUAUUUCAAACGAUUACCAAUUUUGUAACAAUUAUUAAGAGGAAUGCGAACUACCGAUUUGUUGACUUAAUAAAACAAAAUGUUUAUUUAUAUGAGUAAAAAGAUUGCUAUUCCAAAACAAUCGAACGUAACAUGUUUAUCUUGGAAUCACUCUUCCGGAUACAUUGCUGUGGGUGGCGAGGAUGGAAUGCUAAAAGUACUGAAACUAGAAUCAGGAGGUGGUGGUAAUUUAUCAAUGAAUUUAAGUUUAGAAGGGCACACAGGACGAGUUUGUGUUGCUGUUUGGAAUGAAAUCUUUCAAAAACUUACUACAAGUGAUGAACAUGGUGUUAUUAUUGUUUGGAUGUUGUAUAAGGGUUCUUGGUAUGAAGAAAUGAUAAACAACAGAAAUAAGUCUACUGUAAGUGGAAUGGCUUGGGGAUCUGAUGGACAAAAAAUAUGUAUAGCCUAUGAAGAUGGAGCUGUCAUUGUAGGCUCAGUGGAUGGUUCUAGGGUUUGGGGUAAAGACAUCAAGGGUCCUGGUUUGAAGUGUGUACAGUGGUCACCUGAUAACUCUACAUUACUAUUUGCAUUAUCAAAUGGUGAAUUGCAUCUUUAUGAUGAUCAGGGAAAUUUUAUUAUGCCCAUAGCCAUUAAUAAUGUAUCUAGUGGAAUGGAAAUAGUGUCCAUGGAUUGGUUUUCUGGAAAGGCUCCGAUCUCUCGACCUGUCCUAGCAAUAUGCUUUAAAAGCGGUCUGAUGCUAUUGAUGAAGACAUGUACGGAAGAAGAAAGUGUGAUGGUCGAAACUAAUAUGAAAAUAAUGCAAUGUUGCUGGAAUCACAAUGGUACUGUGCUAGCGGUAGCUGGCCUAACGCAGGAACAGGCGAACGUUGUUCAGUUCUUCAAUGGGUAUGGUGAACACGUAAGAACUUUAAGAGUUCCCGGAGGCUCUAUGCGUUCCCUGUCGUGGGAACAGCAUUCCCUUAGACUGGCGAUAGCUGUCGACUCAUUUAUAUAUUUCGCCAAUGUCAAACCCGAUCACAAAUACGCUUUCUAUGGAAGCACUCUAGCUUUUGUAUCGGGGACUGAUACUGUUACAUUCUGGGACACUAUUACUCAUCAGUCAUGGAUCAAUCAUAUCCCCAACGUGACAGACAUGUGCGGUGUACAAGAGUAUUGUAUUAUAUCAACAAUCGACUCGUUAAUAAUAUUAAACCAACAAGGCAUUCAAUGCGAUGCGAAAACAGUCGCAAUUCCAAUGUCAUAUGUAUCAAUAAAUAGCAAAGCUAUCGCAGUUGCGUCAUCCAAGGAUACAUUUCUUAUUUGGAAAUUUUCCACGCCGAUGAGACCUCGAAUAACAGAACAAUUGUACCACGCAGAUGGCUCUUUAGUGGUACAAGGCGAAUCAGGUUUCCAUGACGAUACAAUAUGUUGUGUCACGUGCUCUGAUACACAUUUGCUUGUCGGACGAGAUUCGGGGACCGUGUUACUCUUCUCUCUUGUUAACUUUAAGAAAAUCACACAAAUUAAUAUGAACACUAAGCCGUAUAAGUUGGGGUUGAAUUGCAAUUCUAGUAAAUUCUUCGUAAUAGAUCAACCGGGGACCCUCUAUAUCUUAGAGACAGAAAUGGCCAAUAAUAUUAGUAUGGGGCAGGCUGUGCGUAAAGACGCCUGGGGAGCACUAUGGGCUGCUGAUAACCCUCGAUUACUCGCAGUGGCAGAGAAGGCCAGGUUGUAUAUAAUGAGAGAUCUCGAUCCAGAAGAACCUCUUACUAUGAAUGGAUACUUGUGUGCUUUUAAGGACUUAGAAAUUACAACUGCGCUUUUGGACAGUUUGACAGACAAAUGUACUCCUCAAAAUAUAGUGAGAGUUGAAGUGAAGUCACUGAGAGACACACGACAGCUGAUCGAGAAAGUUGGAUUGAAGGAAGCUGAAAAUUUUAUAAAGGAUAACCCUCAUCCUAAAUUGUGGCUUUUAUUAGCAGAAGCAGCCCUCAAAAAUUUCGAAACAGAAUCUGCAUUGGAAACCGCAGAGGCGGCAUUUGUAAGGAGAAACGAUUACGCCGGGAUUCGAUUUGUCUCACGACUUAACGCACUGCACUCGAAUGCACUCAAAAAGGCUGAAAUUUUCGCGUACUUCAAAGAUUUUGACGCCGCUGAAAAAAUAUAUCAUAAUGAAGAUAGACGCGAUUUAGCGAUCGCUUUAAGGAAGCGGCUGGGACAUUGGUUUAGAGUGGUGGAGUUGUUAAAGAUGUCUGUCACGACAACGGAGUCUCAGGUGAAGCAAGCCUACAGUAAUAUAGGGGACUACUACAUUGAUAGGCAGAAUUGGGCAGGUGCAAUAGAAUACUACACAAUGUCAAACAAUACAGAGGGGUUGAAAAAAUGUUACAUGGCGUUAGAGGACAGCGCGGCGCUCGCUAAACUCACUUCGCCUAGAAACCUAAAGGUAGAUGUUACAGGAAAACAAAUAACCUCGGAAGAUAGAGUUGAAAUAAAUCAAAAGCCGUCAAUUACACGGAUAACACAGUUCAAGGAAAGUGGUAAAAUGUUGCAGGGGGCAACUAUGGCCUAUCAGUUGGCGAACCUGGAAGCCUCGAAAAAUAGUUCACCGUGGAGAAUAAAAAAGUUAUAUGUUCUAGCCGGACACAUGUAUAGCCAGGCAUCUAUUGAGGGUUCCAAAAGCCGCGACGCGUUACGUUCGUACAGAGCUGCGCAGGCGCAGCAAUGGGCUUGUUUAGCGAUAUCGCGCGCACGCGCAGUUCCCUUCCGAUCUGAUAUAGCUCUACGUGCGGCUGCCCGACUUGCCGCUGUAUUGGAUGACUUACACGAAGCUCAGCAUUUACAGGCAUGGUGUACUAUCGCAGCGAUAGCUUUACAAGCUAGAGCGUUUGAAUUGUGUUCAAAGGCAUUUAUCAAACUGGAAGCUAUUGAACCUAAAACAUUUGAAAACCUCGCCAUAGAAAUUUUCACAAAAUGCAAGCCAAAAGACGCAAAAGGCAAUAAAAUAGAAUGUACCAAUUGCCAUUUUGCUAUGUUAGAUUGGAUGGUUUCGUGUCCUGGAUGUAACACAGAAUUCCCAGGAUGUGUUGUGACUGGACGGACACUAAUGGCACUUAAUACAGUAUGGACAUGUUUGAAAUGCACCUCCCAAGUACAACAACAUGAACUAAUACUCAGGCAUUCUUGCCCAACUUGCCACUCUCCAUUAACAUAAGAUUAAAAUAAAAUCAGCACAUACA